ACCAGAUGACGAUUUGUCUCCUACUCGACCGCGUUAACCCGAUGGAUGGAUGUGCUCAUGAAGUCACCAUCAAAGAGUAGGCUACUGCGGUUGCCUGAAGCCAUGCGCCUGUUUCGGGUUAGUCGCUAGGGGCUCCUCUGCCACUGUUCGUUCCACCACCUCACUAUUUGAGCUCAAUACUCGACUCGGAGGCGAUGAAUGCUGCGCAAUAAAACUAGCCGAUGUUCACUUGUUUAUUGCGCAAAAAUCAGCGAGGCUUUUUGCCUCCUGUUGGUGCCCAUUGCUCGAGCAGCCGCAGUGGUAUUACUGACAGCAAACAGGAACCUUGGAAUAAACCCCCAACUCUUAUCAUUCAAGAUGUCUCUAAGCGCCAUCUCGCGCUCUCCGCAAUUCGAUCUCUUCAGCGCGCUACCCAACGAACUAUUACUCGAAAUCCUAGAUUCAGUGGCAGAUGACUACAACGCCAGACGGAAAGCCUUCUCCGUUCUCUCCCUCGUCUGCCAUCGCUUCUGCUCUCUCGCCACCCCACUCCUGUAUGAGACCUUUGAGACCGGCUGUAAUGAGCAAUCCGAGCUGUUCAGGCAGUCGAUUUCUGCGCGUCCAGAGCUUGCGGGACAUGUCAAGCGCUUCGUAGAUCGGACUAAGAGCUUGCGCGGUAGCAAGCAGCGCCCCCUCGCGUACCUUCAGUAUGCGGAUAAGCCGUAUGCCAAUGCGCUGGAAAGAGCCGCACAGCUGCAGGUUCCGGAAGAUGUGCUGCGAGGAAUCUCGGAGCGGUAUACGCCGGAUCUGGAGAAUCUCUUCCUCAUCGCUCAAUGCCCUAAUAUCGAAGAGCUGGAAGUCACGGACCGCGAUUUCCUCAUUAGGACGCCGUUAGCGUACGCAGCGAGGAACCUACCCCUAGGUCUAUAUCACCAAUUCGAGCGCCUGCACACGCUUUCCGUCACCGUAAAUGUGUGGCGCGAAUACCAUUUCAGCGCCCUGCACACCAUCUUCUCGCUUCCCACACUGCGCACCCUAAUCCUCAAAGAGGCCGCAAUGAGUAAAGUCGAAGAGCACACCUGGUGGCACGGCGACGAGAAAUGGGACUACACCGCCAAAUCCUCCUUUAUCCAAGAACUCGUCCUCGAGCAAUGCGGCAUGGACUGCAUUUGGCUCGCCAGCGCCAUCUCGGCCUGCCGCACACUCCGUCGCUUCCACUGCGAGUUCCAGCAUCAAAUCUACCGAGGCAUGGGCGGAGAGCACUUUUAUGGAACGGUUGGGAGGGCGCUGUUGGAACAUUCGAGUUCCCUUGAGGAUGUCAGAAUCAAUGAGCUCAACGGGUGCGCAUCGUUUAGGCAUCCGACGCCAGUUCCCCUCGUUUCCUGGGAGGGCUGUUAUGCGCUGACGUACUUCGAUCUCCCGCUGUAUGCUCUGCUGGCGCCGACGGGCAUUGUUGUUGUAGAGAACAGUCUACCGCCCGGCGGACAAGUCUCCAGGACGGGGGGCGUGCCGAUUGAUAGAGUGCUGCCGCGCUCGGUGUGCGUACUCACUGUGGAUGUUCGCGCGCAUAGAGAGGGAGCGAGCGACCAGUUCUUCAUCGACGUCGCCGACGCUGCAGCACAAGGCUAUCUGAAAGCCCUCUCGCGCGUAGAAGUUAUCUGCCGGCUCGAGUUGCGCACUUUUGGCGGUUUACUGCCGCUGCACUUCUGCCACUUGAGGAGGAUGUUCGAGAGUCAGGGUGUUGAGUUCAUCUACUGUGUCGAAAUGGUCGAUUGCGAAUUCAUAGCAGCCGACUACAACAACACGCUUGAGCAGUACAAGCGCAGCGGCCCGGACGGCAAGGAAAUCGCCUCUCACUUCUCAUUAGAGAAUGGGUGCUUUCGAGGGUGCCAGCCCCCUUACGAGGACCCGCUGCCAGAUCUCGCGGGGAAGAGUAUUUAUAUGGAGCCCUGGGCGGGUGGCGCGGAGUUUGAGUGGAGCGGAAAUAGUAGUUAAAAAGAGAAAACAUGCAGAGAAGCAGUCGACAGCAGUGCCAAGCACGCAAACGGAGGGACAUCAACGAUAACUCCAGGUCCUUACUUCG
Trematosphaeria pertusa is the source of this 2062-nucleotide messenger RNA. RefSeq lists its product as uncharacterized. The transcript has 2 exons. The record is from RefSeq and is a predicted model, not a curated record. Bases 199 to 1974 code for a protein of 591 amino acids. NCBI's taxonomy places the organism in Eukaryota, Fungi, Ascomycota, Dothideomycetes, Pleosporales, Trematosphaeriaceae.